This is a messenger RNA of Drosophila rhopaloa, 1679 nucleotides long. RefSeq lists its product as uncharacterized. The coding region runs from base 362 to 922 and encodes 186 amino acids. Lineage: Eukaryota; Metazoa; Arthropoda; Insecta; Diptera; Drosophilidae. The record is from RefSeq and is a predicted model, not a curated record. The transcript is spliced from 4 exons.
GCGACUGGUUGGAGCUACCGUCUCAAGACCCAUCGAGGAGUACCAUACCGAAUUCCCAGAGUAUUGGAGAUUUUUUGGAGUGACGCCUCCCGUGCGGUUUGUUUUGCUACGGACUUUCCACCAGAGCGGAAACAAUUUCGGUGUGAAAAUUUGCAUAAAAUUACCCCCGCGACGUCGACAAAGAAACGAAAAAGUUGAGGAAACCGAUUUAAAGCCUUUCGGGCAGUUUUCAAGCUUGCAAAGUGCGUGCGAAACUCGUCGGGUCUUGUGAAUUUAUAUAACACCCGAAAAAAAAACCACUUCCUCGGGGGUUUGGCUCAGUCUCGGCAAAUCCCAAAACUCGAUAAAUCCCGACUCCAAAAUGCAGCCCCUGAAGCGCUUCACACAAUGCGGCAGCCUGACCAUGCUCUUCGGCAUCUUCAUCAUCCUCUUCGGGGUCAGUUCCACGGCACUAACCACUUUUGGCAAGACCAACAACCAGCCGCCGCCAACGCACGUUCCCAUUGUCAAAGGACGCGAGUGCAGUGCCCACGAUGACUGCACGGCAAUAGAUCGGACCAGCUGCGUCAAGGAUCCCAGUGACUACAAGUUGCGUUGUCUCUGCGGCGAUGACUCCGCUCCUUCGGCUGGCAACUGCCCGGAUGUCCUUAAAGGCCUGCGUCACAAGUGCAACAGCAACAACGACUGCGAGGACGGGAUGGUGUGCCAGUUCGAGAAUAGCAACCGCACCAUCGGAGUGGCCAAGUUCAUGUCCAGCAAGACCAAACUGUGCCUCUGCGACAAUGACAACGGAUAUGUGGAGGACAUCCUGCACGACAUCUGCAGUGGCGCCAAUUUGCAAGGAUUAGUGAGCUUCUUGGUCUCGAUCUGUUCGCUUCUGGCGCCCUUUUUGGUAUCCGCCCACAUGCGAAAGCAUUUCUAGAAGGCGACCGAAGGAGCUGGAAGUCGUAGUUUGGCGUUUAUCUCCCCUAGUGAUCCAUCAAAUGUGCCUCAGUGAAACCAACAGAAACAAAAACUCAUCGCCCCCUCCCCCUUCCCCAUCACAUAUGAACACAAAAUGUACACUUCGAAAAACAAAAGAAAGUUAGAUAAAUACCGUUCAGUCGCCAUUAGCCUAAAGGUCGUUCUAUUGUAUAAGUUUCAUAUGUACCACCGUCAAAUUUAUUCGCUUCUCACUAAAAGUUGCGUUAUAUACAAUAUACAUAAUAAAUAUAUUAUCUGAUAAAUGUUUUCUAUAUAGAUCCCCUAUCGACCUUAGUCAGUACUCUCUACACUAGUCAACCAGAAGAAACUUUAAAGUAAAUGUUUGGCACCAUUUUAAUGUAAUUUUAUAUGUGUGUACGUGUGUCCAAGAAUAGCCAGGAAAACCUACAAAUUAUCUAAGGAUAGGCAACUUUAUUGCAGCACUGUGAAUUCAGAUCGCUUACAUCGCAAUUACAAAUGUGAAACAUUUUAGUUUUUGUAUGUAUUCCAGAUAAAUAGCUUUACAAGCUCACAGCCCACAAUCAACGAAAUUAUAUAAAUAAUCGUACAAAAAAUCUAUUCAUACGUGAACAAAUUUUUGAGGCUGCUGCAACAUCGAUUUCAUCUCAAAGUUGCAAGGCCAGUUAAGAACUUUCCCAUUAAAACCGUUUUCUUCGUAGCUGUUAUCUAUCGUACUAUUUAAUAAAAACCUUUUA